CACUUAGAGAGGAAAUAACUACGCAUCCGGGUCUCUGGCCUCAACAAAUCGAACAAACUUCAUCCUUUCACAACCCCUUCCAUCAACUUCUCUUUAUAUACCCACUGCAAUGGACAACGAGAAAACAGCAGCGGAUACGAAGUCAAACUACGCCUCGUCAGUCGAGAUUGCCGAAAGCCUUGGGUCAUCGAACGCCCCUGGUGUUGCUAAGAAGCAUGAGCUUCAGCGUGGUCUGAAGGCGCGCCAUAUCCAGAUGAUUGCCCUUGGUGGCACUAUUGGUACGGGUCUUUUCAUGGCCUCUGGUAAAGCCAUCGUUAAUGGUGGUCCUGGUGGUGCUUUAGUUGCCUAUGGCGUUCUCGGUAUCCUCGUUUUUUGCGUCAUGAUGAGCUUGGGUGAAAUGGCCGCCUACAUUCCUGUGGCUGGUAGUUUCGCUCAUUUCGCAACUCGAUUUGCCGACCCUUCACUCGGCUUUUGUGUUGGCUGGGUCUACUGGGCCAACUGGGCUGUUGGUGUUGCCGUCGAAUUGACCGGUGUAGCAAUGUUAAUGGAAUUUUGGCUUCCUGACUUCCCUAGUGUUGUUUGGUCUGUCAUUUGUCUGGUCAUUCUCGUCGCUAUCAAUGUUUUCUCCGUCAAGGGUUAUGGUGAAAUUGAAUACUGGUUCUCCUUCAUCAAAGUCCUCGUUGUAGUUAUCUUUAUUAUUGUCGGUUUCUGCGUCGUCACCGGUACCGCUGGCGGUGACUAUAUCGGCGUACGCAAUUUUCAUCUCGAAGGAGGUGCGUUUCCAAACGGCUUUAUCGGCUUCUUCAACGUCCUAUUGACCGCUGCCUUUUCGUUCAACGGUGUUGAAAUCGUCGGUAUCGCUGCUGGUGAAUCGCAAAACCCACACAAGACUGUCCCUAGUGCUGUCAACCAAGUUUUUAUCCGUAUUGUCCUUUUCUACAUCAUGUCAAUCCUCGUCAUUGGCCUGUGCAUCCCUUACACCGACCCAAAUCUGCUCCGUGGCAGCGACGAUAUAUCCGUCAGUCCCUUCACCUUGGUCUUUAAACUCGCAGGCGCCGAUUGGGCUGCCCAUUUGAUGAACGCAAUCAUUUUGGUCACCAUGAUCAGUGCUGGUAACUCUGGCGUCUACUCGUCUAGCAGAACCCUGCUAGCCUUGGCUGAAAACGGCAAUGCUCCACGUUUCUUCACACGUCUGAACCGUUGGGGUGUGCCUCUUUGGUCUGUCCUUGCCAGUUGCGUGAUCGGUUGCCUGGCCUUCUUGACAUCUUUGUUUGGUUCUGGUGUUGUGUUCACCUGGCUCACCAACUUGACAUCUGUGGCCGGUUUGAUUACUUGGGUUUCCAUUUCGAUCACCCACAUUCGUUUCCGUAUCGGCUUUAAGCGCCAACAGGUGUCAGAAGAUCAAUUGCCUUACAAAUCACCCUUGUUUCCGCUGUGCGAUGCCUUUGUCAUUAUCAUUGGUACAAUUAUUAUCUUUGGUCAAGGCUAUCAUACAUUUGAGCAGCCUAUUGUGGCCGCAGAUGUCAUUGCUGCAUACAUUGGUGUCAUUUUUGCCGUCGUCUUAUAUUUCGGCCACAAGAUCAUCAUGCGUCCGGCAUUUAACAAAUCCUUGGAAAUGGACUUUACAAGUGGAACGAUACCUAUCGAUCCUGUAAAGGAAGCCGAAGAAAAGCUAGCACAUAAGUCACUUCCUUUCGCUAAGCGCUUAUUCGCUAAGCUUCACGAGUAUUUCGCGUAGAAAUCUAUCAUCAUCAUCGUCGUUAUCAUCACAUACUUCAACAUUGUAUUAUCAUCCCUCCUCCCUCUUUCUUUUUUGCUCCCUUCUCUCUCCGCAUCAUUCCGUAUAUCCUGUCGUGUAUUUAGCUCAACCUGUACAUUACUUGUUUAUUAUUUCUUUAAUUUAAUUUUUGUAUGUAUUUACUGUUUACUUAUAA
Molecule: messenger RNA, 1934 nt
Organism: Zychaea mexicana
Lineage: Eukaryota; Fungi; Mucoromycota; Mucoromycetes; Mucorales; Lichtheimiaceae
Product: amino acid permease/ SLC12A domain-containing protein
Exons: 5
Coding region: 110-1738 (542 amino acids)
Biological process (GO): amino acid transmembrane transport
Cellular component (GO): membrane
Molecular function (GO): amino acid transmembrane transporter activity
Source: RefSeq, a predicted model, not a curated record